AUGAUGAUUCAUUCAACAGAAGGUGUGAAUUCAAAUAAAAAUUAAAAGGCUAUUUUAAGAAAGGGUCAUAAUCAUCCAAAUUUAUUGAAUUAAAGAAAUUUAUCAGAGUAGAGGAAUAUUUAAUAUAAGCCUACAUAGCAGCAACAUAAUGGCUUAUUGUUAGAGCAUAAUAUUAGUCAACAAGAAAAUAUAUAAUUUAAUGUAAAUAGAAUCCAAUAGGGUUCUUCAUGUUAGAUUUAGUAUUUCUUUCCUAAAUCAGUUAAAAGAGGAGCAAGAAAUAGAACUCCUGGCAAUGAAAGUAAAAGUGGAUUUUCAAUAAAUAGCUUGAAUGACAAUGAAUAAUAAAACAUAUUAAUUCAUGCUAAAAGCGGCGAUUGUGAUUUUAAAACUACCUAAGCUUAAUUCUGCGAAGUUGAUAUAAAUUUGUUGCAAAAGAGAGAUAUAUCAAGGAAACCAGUUUCAAAUAGUGUUGCUCAAUCUCUGGCUACAAAAAAUGUGAAUGAUUUAAUGAAUCAACAAAAAAGGUCUUCAUCAUCAAAAGCAAUUUCAUCUAAUAAUACAAAUAAUUUAAUAUCUACUCAAGUUAUUCUUUAAGAGAGUUAAAAUAGUAGAUAGUAGAUGUCAUCUGCUUAAAAAGGAUAAUCAAGAACUCCUAAAAAUAAUAAAACAAAAUUAAAUUCUUAAUUAACACCAUCUCUUGAAAGAAAGAAGAAUUCAAAUUCAGUGAUUUCAAAUAAACGAUCAACUUCAAUUAACAAGCAAGUAGCUUAAUAGCCUAGCUAAGGAUCCUAAAAAAAGAAUGAUAAUAAGCCAAUAGUUAUCCAGUAACAAAGUAAACAACCCUAGCUUAGAUUAGCUUCAAAAUCUUCCUUAUAAAAAAAUAGAAAAUCUGAGUCUAUACGCUACAGGAUUAAGACUGUUGGUAACGAAGAAGAUGAUUCAGAUGAGGGAUUCAAUCCUGAAAUUAUUAAUUUAAAUAAUUUAGAAGAUAAUGACACACCAUUGAGUAAAUUUAAAGAUGUUAUUCUCUCUAACUAAAAAUAACAACCAAGCGAUUUAUUGAAUCCUCCAAGAUACCCUCCAAAAAUAAAAUUUCAAAGAGAUGUAGGCAGAGUUCAAGGAAACAUCUAGGAGUGCACUGUACUAAAAAAUUUCCUAAAUUAGGGUGAACAUAAGCUACAAUAGUAAAAAGGAAAUAGUAAUUAAAGUAUUUAGCUAAAAUAAAAAGAUGCAACAGAUAAAUCUCCAAAUGCCAAAUUAAUUAACUCUAAAUAAGUAAAUAUGAGUGGAAAUUAGCUUGUAAAAACUGAAAAUUAAGGAGUGGAAGUAAAUCGAAUUAGAGCUAUUUCUUCAAACGGUGUAAGAAAAAGAAUUUUGACAAAAAGCAAUGAAAAGCUAAGAACAAAUUUGCAUAUAAAUACAGACAAUUAUUGUGAAAUCGAUUUACCUCAAUAAAGUUUAUAUUAAGCUGGUGGAGCAGCCACUACAACUCUAGAUUCCAAAGGGUCGACAAAGCAUACAAAUACUAUUAAAUUUUCAAGUAGAAUAGACACACAAAGUCUGUUCAACAACAAUAAAGCUUAGUUAAAUAAUAAUCCAAAAUUGGUAAAAGUUAAUUCUUCUAGUGAUAAAGGUAAUUAAAAUAGAGCUUAGAGGAUAAAAACUGAAGGAGAUGAAGUCUCCUUACCAAAUUACUCUCCAAGUAAUCCAAAGACAUACAAUGUCAAUAACUAUUUACAUCUUUCUAACAAACUAGAAGAGGAUAGAUUAUUUAAGCAAGAUAAUUUUCUUGUUUAGUAUUAACCUUAAAGUAAUAAAUCUCAUAAUAGUGAUGUUCUACUUUUUACAUCUCAAAAAAAAUCUUCAAAUAAAUCUAACUAAGAUAUUAAAUAUUUAGAAAGCGAUUAACAAAAAUAAUGUGCAACAAAUUAAGUAUAAGAAAAUACAAUUUAAAGUGAUUAAAUAAUUUCUCCUUAGUUUUAAAAAUUAAGAUUUAAAAAUACUUAAGCUAUAACAUAUGAGAGAAACUAUUCUGCAGAUGGAACUAGAAACAAAUAAAAUUAAGAUCUUAAUAGCAAUUUAAAAUAAUUAAAGAAAAAAAAAUUAAUGAUAAAAACUAUUAAUCCAUAUAAAUCAGAAGAGAAAAAGGAAAUUUCUUCUUAAUCUGAAACCCCAUCUAGCGCUCAUAGCUCAAUUAUGUUCAGUAGUAUUGGAAACAAUAAUGGAAUAUUAACUAAAAAUACUGAUACUUUCUCUAAAAGUCCUUUGAGUUUAAGGAAAUCAGAUGGUGUUAAUAUUGUGAAAAGCCACAAUUAGUAAGGAAUACUAUAAUCUCAGUUUAGUAGUGGCUAAUAAAAUUUUGAAAACCAAUAAAAUGUGAGAGAAAGCAUAGCAAGUGAUUAUUAAUCUAAUUAAAUUUAUCAGAGUGUUUAACAUAAUUAUUCUAGUAAAAAAAUGGUUGAUUGGAUAGAAAUAACAAGCCCAAACAACAUCCAUUUAAGCUCUGAUUAAAACUCUAAUGCAAUUAUAGAUAAUAAGAAACAACAAAAAAUCAUGCUACGUCCAACAAAAGUUACAUCAAACGAAAGAAAAAAUAACAAUAAUAGUAGUAAUGGAAGCAGAUCACAAAUAAAAUAAUUAUGCAACACUAACUCAAAUAAUAACAUACUUUAAUCUUCAUAAAAUAUAGCAAAUAAUCAAAUUUUAUAUAAUAGUAAUAAUUAAUAAAUUAAUUAAAAGGGUUAUUUUUCCGUUCCUAUGCAGCUAAUAGCAGCUCCUUAGCAAAAUCUUUACUAGGAAAGUGGUUAGUAGAAAAAUUACUUUUCAUCCCAAAAAUUUACAAACGAAUUUCGACUCUCUGUUGAGACAUUUCAGCCUUCAGAAAAAAAAGAUAAAAAUUAAUCUACAAACUCUCUUUUAUCUUCAUCUAACAAUAAUAAUCCCAAUUUUAAUAUAAUUUUCAACUCCAAUAAAUCAAAUGAUGCUAAGGAACUAAAAACAAUAAAAUAACAGAUAAAUUUUUAUUCUAAUAUUGAUGAGGAUUAAUAAAAGCAAAAAUAAAUUUUAGAUUCCAUAAAAUCUGAUGCAAUGAAAAGCAUAUUGAGAUAAUCCUUAGAAAAAGGAAAAGAUUAAUCACAAUUCUAAUCAGAUUCUAUCUAAGAAUUGUAAAAAGACCUCCAUGAAAUGAAACUAAAUGUUUAAAUAGAAAAUAUGAAUUAAAAUUUUGCUACUUUAAAUAAAAACUUGAAGGAAAUGAACAAUGACUUAAAUUUAGAAUACUCAAAUAUCAUUCCAAGAGAUUCUAGAAGUAAUAUUUUAGAAAAUAUAGACAGCUAUCAUUUUGAUAAAAUUCCAGAAAAUGAUAGUAAUAAUCAUUCUAAAAGUAUAAUUAAUUGUCACGUUAGUAUUUUAAAUAAUAACUAGUAGGAUUCUUUUAAAUACACAAACGAAACAAGCUAAAAUGAUAAUUAACAAGCUGAAAAAAUGCAGUAACUAGUUAAUAAUUUUGAUUUUUCUGAUAUUUAAGAGGGACCUGAUGAUAAAGAUAUUAUGUCGUAAUUAGAAAAAGAAAAAACUGAGUUUGAGUAAAAGCUAUUGUAAGAAAAAAUAAAAUUUGAACAAAGAUAGCAGCAAUUAAAAUAAGAGUUCAUUUAUUAAAAAUAAAAACUGAUUUAGUAACAGUAAAUGAGACUAAAAAAUAGCAAUGGGCAAGCUAGCUCAGUAAAAAAUUAAUUUGAAUAAAAUUAAUCUAAAAACAACAGCUUACAAAAUAAAGAAGAUAAUUUUGCUCUUUCUCCUUUUUCUAGUUAAGAACAACAAGACGUAAAAGAACAAAACCAUAACUAGUAAAGAUAAAAUUUAAAUAUGAAAAAAAAUAACUCUUUUACACAAUAUCCUAGUAACUGUGGAUAAAAAAUGUUGUAAUUUGCUGAUAAAAGCUUAGACUUAAGCUUCACUAAAAAUCCGAAUUUAGAAAAUGAUGUUUCAAAGCUAUUUAGACAAGAAUAGAUAAGUCAAAUACUUCCUGAGAGUUAAUGCUCUUUCCUAAGCGAGGUCGAAAAUAUAUUAGAAACUAAUAACAACUCUAAUUUAUUUACAAAUGGAGGAAACUAAGCCAUGAAAAAUUAAAAUAUUCAUUAAGGUUUUAACUAAGAUGGAAUAAAUGUAAUAAACCUAUAAAACUAAUCUUCAGCAAAAAAUAUCAGCCAAAGUACUAAGUUCUAAGAAAAUCAAUCAGCAAUAUAAAAGUAAAACUUUUUCCCUACUAUCAGUCCUCAAUCUUCCUCUUAAAGUUUAUCAGAUAAAUAAUAUAAGCACAUGAAUUCUAAUAAUUAACAAUUUCCUAAUAUUCAUAUAAAUGCAAAUAUGGUUAACAUUCCUAAAUAAUAAAGAAAGAAUAAUUUUUAAAUACAUGAAUAAAUUUAAUAAUAGCUAGUUAUUGAAGAGCAAGAUUGUGAGCAAUCUUAAGACUCAUCAAUACAGAUAUAAUACCAUCAAUAAAACAAAAUUGCCAAUUUCAAUUCAUAAAAUUCAAAUAGAAUGCCUCCUCUUCCUCUUAAUGUAGGAUAACUUCAAAAAUUAAAAAAAAAUAAUUUAUGCUAAACUUCAUAAAAAUUUUCAAACUUAAAGAAUUGA
Messenger RNA from Tetrahymena thermophila SB210, 4635 nucleotides. RefSeq lists its product as hypothetical. The record is from RefSeq and is a predicted model, not a curated record. NCBI's taxonomy places the organism in Eukaryota, Ciliophora, Oligohymenophorea, Hymenostomatida, Tetrahymenidae. The transcript is spliced from 6 exons.